Molecule: messenger RNA, 13314 nt
Organism: Haliotis rubra (blacklip abalone)
Lineage: Eukaryota; Metazoa; Mollusca; Gastropoda; Lepetellida; Haliotidae
Product: fibrocystin-L-like
Source: RefSeq, a predicted model, not a curated record
AUGUUUCCAGAUUCUUCAGUGUUGUACAUCGAGCCCCGCCAUGGCAGUACCAACGGGGAGACCCGCGUCACCAUCACAGGACGGAAUUUCGCUAGAAACCUGUUCAGCUUUGGUGCUGGCUUUGGCCACGUUGGCAACAAGGUGGAGAUGGUGUCCGGUACGACGGCAUACGAAUGUGCAUUUCACCCUGACGGUUCCCACGAAACACAGAUCAUGUGCUAUACACAGAAAAUGCCCGCAGGAGAGUACAAGGUCCGAGUGUCCGUAGAUGGAGUGGACAUCCCCGCUAGUGACCACUGUGCAGGAGCCGAGUCCAAGUGUGAGUUCAAGACAUCAAGUUCGUACACCCCAACCCUGGACUCUCUCUCGCCAAUAACAGGCUUCCCAGGGGAUAUGGUGAAGUUCCGGGGCAAGCUCAUCACCGACAGAUACGGCAGCAACAUGGCCUCCAGCAGCAACGGCAAGGCGGAGAAGCUGCUCAGGGUGUACUUAGGAAGCGAGAACUGUGAGCUAAAGGAUCUGGACAACGAUUCUCUAUUCGGCAUACAUCUUGACAAUGAUGGAACCAGUGUCUUCGGAGAUCUGCAUUGCAAACACCAGUCUACCUUCGUCAGUUCUGUGAAUGCGAGUUUCAUCAUUGAAGGCGGAUACGGAAGGUCCCAACCCAGUACGGACAUUCUCCACGUUAGCAGUACAGGGAAGAUCUACAUGUUUCAGACAUAUGCCCCCAUCUACAGUAUAUCUCCCUCUACCGGAAGUCAGCGAGGAGGGACACGAUUAACCUUGACCGGCAAACAUUUUGAUGAAACCACCUCAAAGUCCAAGGUCAAGAUUGGAGGUAACAGAGGUCUCGCGUUCGAGAUUUGGAACGAUACUUACACCGACCUGGCCAGUAUCAGUAGCUUGAGUGUCAGUGCUAACGACUACAUCCAUGACCGCGUGGACAUCAGCCACUACACGGAGACCGGUAUGAACAACUACGUGACGCGGAUGAGCGGCUUCUUCGUGGCGCCCACGACGUCGGAGUACAGGUUCUACAUCCUCGGCGAUGACCAAGCGGAGCUGUACCUCAGCACAGACGACGUCCCCGCCAACAAGGUGAAGAUGUGCGAGGCUAGUGUUCACAGUACUUACUUUAAGUCAUCGAGUCAGCGGUCAUCGAAGGUCAACCUCACUGAAGGACAAAGCUAUUACAUGGAGGUGUUGCACAGGGAGGGCUCUUCGGCGUCGUAUGUCAAGGUCGCUGCGCGCGCAUACUCUACUGACGUCACCAACACCAUGACCGGCCAAGCGUGGCAGGAGAAGCAGAAGCUGGUGUUUACCUCCACAGUUGUCAAGGAAGAGCUGACCGUCGUUUUGAACACUCCGUCCGCGAAGUCGGCCACCAAAGAAGUUCAGACUGUGCUGGCUUCCGGUAACGCCAAUGCCCCGUUCAGACUCGGAGUGAUGGGGGUCUACACAGGACCACUGCUGGUUUCCACAACUGCUGCCGAGAUGACGACAGCUCUCAACAAACUCCCAGUUAUCGCCCCUGACACAGUCACGGUAACGGCAACACCAGAGGGCUCUGGUAACAGUUACAGCAUCACCUUCAACACCGACAGAGGCGACAUCCCCGACAUCACCUACCAGCUGACUAACGCCAACGUCACCGACCUGACCAUCACAGUGACAGAGGCUACCAAAGGCGCGCCGACCCUCGGCUCCUUCAGCUUCGACAUCGACGGCAUUCCGUCACCAGCACUGACAACCACAGCAACGGCCAGUGAGGGGCAGCGUUGCUAUGGCAGCCAGAUAUCUGACAAUGCCAAUGGACGCACCCUGCACGUCCUCGACAACCGUGUGCGGUCAGCGUUACUGAGUUUGUUCAGUUCUGGAUGUCCAAGUGACUUUGGUCAGCCCUCGGACAACAAGUACUUCCAGGACUACGAGAGCGGAGUGUCGUCCAAGUUUGGCGAGCGAAAGUCCGACGUGGAACCGUUUUGUGGUCGGUUUUCCGCCAAGAAUCCCAAUUAUCUGUACGAUAAGGGCGGAAGUGACGUCCUUGGCAUCUCCCUGUCACAGUACAACACGUUCUGCUUCGCCUACCGCGGAGACGUGAAGUCGGUGGGUGUGAAGUUCACGUACGAGGACACGGACAGAGAGAAACACUCCACCUGGACAAGUUUCUCCAUCACAGCACCAGAUGACGUCAGCCAAUGGAACUACCACUGUGAGAACAUCUACGAUGCCGCUCGAGCCCACCGCUCCUCCGGCUCCGACCACAGGGUCGACCGCGUCACCAUCACACGGAGGUCGUCGUCUCUUGACCUCUACGUGGACGUCGUGGCCAUCGUCAGAGAGCCGACAACAACUGAUACAGAUGGCGUUAACCUCCAAAGACUGCGCCAGGCACGUCCUAACGGGGUGUACAUCAACGACGUUGAAGUGACCAGCUCCGAGGCUGGUCAGUACACGGUCAAGCUGGACCCCCAUGCAUGUGGCAAUGAGUUCCCCCUCUUGGGGGUAGCAUACGGCAAGCUGACAAGUGGGGACAUCUCCAACACCAGCAGCACCGCUUCCUUCUCCGUCUCCAACGGCGGCUCGAAACUCGGGGUAGACAUCACCAGGGUCAAUGCAGCAUCGCCACCUGUCGGGGGAACUUUCACCGUGUCGUACAAAGGGCAGACAACCGAAGGAAUGCCACCAACGUCACUUGCGGAGGAAGUGACGGACCAACUUCAGGCGCUGAGCACCCUAGGUAAUAUGAAGAUUGAGAAAACCGGAAGUUGCUCCAAUUUUGAGUACGUCGUGACAUGGUUGGACCAGGGCGGCAACUUGGAAGAAAUGACGAUGGACACCAGCCUGCUGACUGGAAGUAACGUGGCGGCGUCUGUAACUACUGUCACCGACGGCAGUUUGUGGUACGACCCCAUCGUCGGCGACAUGUUGAGGACCGGCCACAGCAAGGCUCAGGUGCAGCUGUUCAUCAACGACAUCCCCAGCCACUGUACGACAGACUGCAGCUAUGAGUGGACAUCGGUCGCCACGCCCACUAUCACGUCCAUCACGCCCACGUCAGGAACCGAAGCUCAGAGUACAAGUGCCACCAUCGCCGGCUCUGGUUUUGACACAAAUGUAAACAACAACUUAGUAACCAUUGCUGGGGUCACGUGCAACGUCACUGCUGCAACAACGACAUCAAUCACGUGCAGCGUUGGUAAUGGGCCAACUGGUAGUCACAAUGUCAAGGUCGUUGUGGACGGUAAAGGGGAGGCAAGCGGGUCUGUCCAGUUUUCAUACGUAUCCGCGAUCACCGGCAUAUCGCCCAGCACCGGCAGCAUCGCAGGUGGCUCGGCAUUGACGAUAUCAGGCUACGGCUUUACCAACGACGGAUUGACCUACGUCGACGGCGUCCUCUGUCCCUCAACCAGCGUUACUCCAGCACAGAUUAUAUGCCUCACCCCAGCUGCCUCUACGUCAGGAGCGGCAGUGGACGUCACAGUCAGUCAGAACAGCGCUAAUCUGACGUCACCGACUCAGUUUACAUACGACGUAUCGUCAUCCUCCAUCAUCUCGUCCAUCUCAGUCACGACAUCAACAGUUGAAGGUGGCGCAACCAUCACCAUCACCGGUACAAGUUUUGGUUCAUCUGCCGACCCAGCCGAACCCCUGACAGUCGGGGGCAAGGCGGCCAAUAUCACCAGCUACGCCGACACACAGAUAGUGGCGACUCUCCCCUCCAACGCUCCAGGAUCCUAUCCAGUGCUGCUGCAGACUGGCGGUCAAGGAUUAGCUGAUCUCAGAACCAACACUGUCCCCAAUAUCGACUACGUCCUGAAGGUGACCAACAUCUACCCGUCGCGGGGCUCUCUGUACGGCGGUACUCGACUGACCAUCACUGGCGAGGGGUUCCUGGACAACAACACGCUGGUCAGUUUCGGACCUCACGUCUGCGUCCCCAACGUCAUCAACAACACUCAGGUCGUCUGCACCAUCCAGGAUACAGGGGUGGUACCACGAGACUUCGGAUACGGAUAUGCCUGGAAUCCCAGCAGUCUUGAAGUGAAGGUCGGGGACUCCGUCAAGUGGUCUUGGACCACACCCAAAUGGGUGACUGGCAUCGGGUACCGGAUAGUAGAGCUGGUGAACGCCAGUACAACGGUGGAGAAGACCAAUGGCGUCAGUUCCGGCAGUACCAAGGUUGCAAAUGGUCAGUACCAAUACAAGUUCGGGGCGGCAGGGAACUUCCAUUACUGGAGCGGCUACGCUGAUGAGUUCGACACCAUCUCCUUGAAGGGCAAGGUCACGGUGGUACAAGCACCGUCACACACCAAGGUUCUCCGACUGACCGUGUUCGGCCACGAGGCUGUGUAUCAGACAGGAGGCGCGGAUCCUGCUCCGAACGGCCCUUGUCCCGGAACGACCGACGGUGCUGACGGCUGCACAGAUUCCGAGCCAGCUGAUCUCGACGCGUCCAAGUUCAAUUUUAAAUUCUGGCGCUGCAGUUCCCCUGUCGUCACUGACCUGAACCUGAGACAGGGGUCGUCUGUGGACGAGCUUGUGGUUCGGGGGUCAGGGUUCAGCUUAACAAACUGCCAGAAUGAAAUCAGGAUUGGGAAUGCUGUGGGUGUCGUUCAGUCCAGCACGAACGAGUCCGUGACAUUUAGGAUUGACUCCACAAACUCUCCAAACGUUGGCGUUCCCGGGGAACUGUCCAUGAGUAUUGGGAACCGAGGGAACGCGGCGAUAGCACUCCCUGGAGACCUGUCCCGGAGAUUCGUCCUUCUACCCGUGAUCGAGUCAAUGUCGCCGUCCUCAGGGUCGACAGGAGGAGGAACUCUUGUCACUCUCUCGGGGUCAGGGUUCCAGGGAACAAAGUCCGAUGUGUCCGUGAGUCUACAGGGAUAUGAGUGUGUUCUGGAGAGUCUUAACUAUACCGAUAUUAUAUGCUCCACCCCAUCUGGUCCUGUUGGAGAGGUGACGGUGUCGGUGACGGUCCAAGUAGGCGGCAACGCGCUACCUGUGUCGUGUAACACCAGCUGCAACUACAACUACUCCACAGAUCUGUCUCCAACUGUCAGUUCCGUGACUCCGGCAACGGUGAACACGUCAUCAACAUCCUUGACAAUCACUGGGACCAUGUUUGGGACAUCUGCCGCUGACGUCACUGUAACCGUAGGGGGAGUGCCUUGCGUUCUUAAUGGAUCAGUGUCGGAUACGACAAUUGUGUGUGACGUUGGUGACGUGCCUGUCGGCACCCACACAAUUGAUGUCCGGUUACAGGGCAAAGGGAGGGCUGUUACUACAUCCACGGUUCAGAGCCUGGCAACCAUUUCAUCGCUGUCACCAUCAUCUGGCAGCGUCAACGGCGAAGUCGUUUUAACGAUAACGGGGAAUGGUUUCGUCACAGACUCGACCACAGUAUCAGUUGAUGGCGGCAACUGCACCAUCGUCUCCGUCCACGAAACCAACAUCAGCUGCAUCACUCCAUCCCAUGCUGCGGGAUCUGUCGACGUAGUAGUUACGUCAGCGGGAACAACGUAUCCAUCCGAGACGUUCACGUACUCCACAGCAGCGACGCCGACGGUGUCAUCGGUGUCUCCAACAAACGGAAUCGGCGGCAACACAGUCACGAUCGCCGGGACCGGUUUCAGCUCCAGCGACUCCGACAACACUGUCACAGUUGGAGGGGUCACGUGCUCAGUCACAGCCUCGUCUUCGACGUCCAUCACGUGCACGCUAGGCGACCAGCAGACGGGGACCUAUCCAAUCAAAGUGGUCGUGUCCGGAAGUGGGGCUUCUGCGCAGACAGUGGAAGUGACGUAUGAAAUGGACGCCUCUGGGAUUUCCCCUUCAACAGGUGGAAUUGCCGGAGGUCAGACCGUGACGGUGACUGGGACGGGGUUCCUGGUGGGCGGCACCAACGUCACCGUGUGCGGGGUGGACUGUCUUCCAGCACCCAACGCCUCUCAGACGUCCGUCCAGUUUGUGUGUCUGACGCCUGUGACGGUCACAGAGAGCUGUGACGUCGUCGUCACCGUCAACGGCAUCAUCGACACGUUGACCUCCGCCUACACGUACGACGCCAGCUUGACGUCCGAGGUGACCGGCGUGUCCCCGCUGCGAGGUGGUACUGGCGGCGGCACAAACAUCACCAUCACUGGGACGGGGUUCGGAAGCAGCACAGGUGCAGUUAAAGUGACGAUAGGUGGCGCUGACUGCUCCGUCUCCACGGUAACCACGACGGAAAUCACCUGCAUCUCAGGUGCAACAUCGUCCCAGAAGACUAAAGUCAUUGUGGAAAUCAACGGAAACGGAAUGGCGAAACAGACUAACGCCGAUUUUGAGUACAUCGAUGUGUGGUCCUCCAAAUACACGUGGGGUGGAUUUGACCCUCCAGCCAAAGGUGACCUUGUCGUGGUCCCGAAAGGUCAAAUCCUUCUUCUGGACACCGACACGCCCAUUCUGAAGAUGCUCCUCAUUCAAGGAGGCGAACUGAUAUUUGACGAGAAAGACUUAAACCUACAUGCUGAGAAUAUCCUCAUCACAGACGGAGGAAAGCUGCAGGUCGGCACAGAGGCGGAACCCUUCCAGCACAAAGCAGUUAUCACCAUGCAUGGUAACUUCCGGUCACCGGAACUGCCCAUAUUUGGCGCCAAGACACUGGCGGUCAGGGAAGGAAUUCUUGACCUUCACGGCAAAAUCACUCCCGUAACCUGGACACGUCUCGCGUCAACAGCAACAGCUGGAGCCACCACCAUCGUCCUGCAGCAUCCUGUAAACUGGGAGGUCGGCGACGAGAUCGUCAUAGCAACAACUGGAGGUCACCACAGUCAAAAGGAGAGUGAAAUACGAUCCAUCGCCGCCAUUGCUUCUGACAACGUGACCUUGACCUUAGAUUCAGCCUUGAACUACACACAUAUUGGAAUCAGCAGAACGUUCAGUGGUUUUGAUGUCGACUUCCGGGCGGAGGUUGGUUUGUUAACACACAACGUGGUCGUCAAGGGGUCACGUGAUGUUCAGUGGGACGAGAAGAUAGAGGCGUGUCCCGCAGGAUUCAACACAGGUGAGUUCGCUACUCAAACAUGUUUCCUUGGACGAUUCGGUGCCGAGAUGGGAAGCGAUGAAUUUGGGUCCAGCAUCAUGAUCCACGCUCCACGUGCAGACGAGAACCUCGCUAUAGCGCGAAUCAGCCACAUCGAGGUGACCCAUGCUGGCCAGGCGUUUAGACUCGGUCGAUACCCGAUCCACUUCCAUCUCAACGGUGACAUGUCGUCGUCGUAUGUCCGUGGCUGCUCCAUCCACCACACCUUCAACAGAGCCGUCAACGUGCACGGCACCCACAACACAUUCGUGGAACACAACGUCUUAUAUGACGUCAGAGGGGGCGCCUUCUUCCUGGAAGAUGGCAUCGAGACUGGAAACUACUUCCGGUACAACUUAGGCGUGUUUGUUCGAGCGAGUACGAGUCUUCUCAACGACGACAUCACCCCUGCAACGUUCUGGCUCACCAACCCCAACAACACCGUGGCCCACAAUGCAGCAGCCGGCGGAAGCCAUUUUGGAUUCUGGUACCGAAUGCACAAGCACCCAGAAGGCCCGUCCUUUACAACCAGCGUCUGUUGCCAGCAUGUCCCCCUGGGAGAGUUCAGAAACAACACAGCUCAUUCAUUUGGUUGGUUCGGUCUUUGGAUCUUUGAAUUUUAUUUCCCCAAAGUAGAUGGCAGCUGUUCAUCAUCGGCAGCGGACUUGGCAGCAAAGUUUGAGACCUUCACUGCCUGGAACUGCGAAAAGGGCGCUGAAGCGGUUCAGGGCGGUUCACUCCAGUUCAUAGACUUCAUCCUCGUCAACAACAAGCUUGCUGGCUACGAAGGCAAGCUGCUAGGUCGUGUUCCUCAAUUCGACGAGGACAACGGACCGAUGGUCAAAGGCGGACUUAUUGUUGGUCACCAUCCUGAUCUAGCAACUGAACACGGCUGUACAAGAGGUGGAAUUGUCCUCCCUUACAAUAAUGGAUUCCUAAUAAAAAAUGUUACUUUUGUAAACUUUGACCAAAGCGUCUGUUCCGCGUUUUCCUGGACACGAAUCACCGGAACCUGCUCGGAUCAAUGCGGGGGCUUCCUGUAUAAAUCUUCCCAACUCCAGUUCGCAAGCUCGCCAAACAAAGCGUCGUAUGGAUGGGAACAUGAGGGCGUCAUUGAAGACCAAGAUGGAACAUUGACAGGCACAGUAGGGGGGUCUAUAGUUGCCACAACUGGCAUCCUCCCGCCGUCCAAGUGUACUCAAACAGUAGCCUUCAGUGUGGGCAUUCCUGGCAGUGUCUGUGACGAAACUGUACGGUUCCACAGAUUCGCCUUCAACGACAUUGAUCCUGCCUCACUGAAGGGCAAGAACAUCUCCUUGACUAACACCCACGUCAAGUAUAGGGAGUUCAGAAUUAAACGGAUCUCACACAAACCUGGCUGGUCGGUGGUGCUGCCUGAAGGCGAGGAUUAUACUCUGACGUUUGUUAAUGCUGAACAUUUGACUAACAUCAGCUUCAACGGGCAGUUCUACUCUUUCUCGUCCGGGCAGUACAUCACCAUGUCCCAACAGGCUGAAAAGCCCGACCGCUUCAAGGUCGACGGGGUCACCAUCAACGAGACUGUUGGGGGAUUCAACACAGCUUCUGACGUCACCGGAAGCUGGGCAUAUGAUGAAGGAAACGGAAGGAUCCAGUACCUCGUUUCCGGCAACAGCGGGUCAAGGAAGAAGCGUGGCGCCAUCUCAUAUUCCUCUGACAGGACCUUCGAAAUGCAAUCGUUCCGCUGUUACUAUAGAAACUGCGAGCCUCCCCCAGCGCCAGAAACCGUGCUGUCGCGCCCCGGUCAUAUCACGCCGUGGUCCCUCAAUUCUUCCUGGGAGUUCCGAACCGGCGGCAAACCCGUCGACAACGACAACGUCACAAUACACAGAGAUUACUGGAUCCUGGCCGACGAAGAGUUUCCUCUGAUUGACACGCUGAUCAUUCACGGAGGUCUGGAGUUUGAGAACAAUGCCUCGCAGAUAUUCAAUCUCCGGGCCAAGUAUAUCAUCAUUUAUGGCCGGUUGGUUAUAGGGUGGGCACAUGAUCCCUUCCCGGUUGCCAACAUAAUUCUGUCUGGGUCACACUCAAGCCCUGUCUUCCCUGUUAAUGACGGCCCCACGCUCGGGUCAAAGGUCAUAGCUGUGUAUGGCGGGCUGGAUAUGCAUGGCCUUGACCCCGGCGUCACGUGGACAAGUCUUGGAGUCACGGCCGCAGCGGGAAGUAACUCUAUCACGCUUUCCGAACCGGUCUCGUGGGCGGUGGAUUCUGAGAUAGUCAUCACACCGACUUCCUACAGUGCAUGGGAGACAGAGACCUUCAAGAUUACCGCCGUGUCAGCAAACAACCUCACCCUCACGCUGAACGGAAGCUUGGCUCACUCACAUAUAGCCGUCAGUGAGACAGUUUCCAACGGUCACAGUUACAAUCUUGCUGCCAAGGUCGGCCUGCUGACCCGCAAUAUCAGGAUCAUAGGCGAGGAUUACUCGCAGCUGUUCAGUCAGUCGUUCGGUACCCGGUUAUUGGUCGCUCGGACGGCAGAUUCCACGAUGUCAUACAGCGGAUUUGCAAAGAUUCAGAACGUGGAGUUUUUCCACACGGGUCGAGGGUACACGACGUCAUACGACCCUCGCUUCUCCGUCGCAUUCGUGGACGUCAGUAACGCCGGUGACCGCUCCUCCUACGUCCGUCGCAACGCCUUCCACAACGGCUUCUCCCGAGCUAUCGGCGCAUUUGGCAUCAGCAACCUUGUGAUAGAGGACAACAUCGUGCAUCACACCGUGGGACCAGGCAUUGUCACGAAUUCUGAAAACAGUACACUGAUCAGAAACCUUGUGGUUCUGUCCAUUUGGCCCGGUGCCUACCAGGACAGGCAGGAACCUUUCAACAUAGAAUAUGAAGGUGGCAUCGAGGCUAUCACCGCAACUAAUCUCGUCCUGAGAAACAACGUAGUCUCCGGAAGUGAGAGAAUGGGAUUCCACACACCUGGCGAAGGAUGCACCGGAAGUUCUCUAUGGAGUGGAAACGAGGCUCACUCAAACCUCAUGGGUGUUGGGAUGUUCCCGGCAGAUAAAGGCGUUAGUGAAACAUGCGUCCGAUAUGCCAACUUCCUGGCGUGGAAGAACGUAGACUUUGGUUUUUAUUACCAAAACGCAGGGAGCUUCAUCGGCGAGGGGCUCGUGUCGGUGGAAAAUGGAGUUGGUGUGUUCCCCUUUGUUAUCGGACCGAGCGCCGUCGGUCAUCAGACUUCUGAUAAAUACGUCACUGUUAAAGAGUCCUUUUUUGUUGGCAAGACGUCAGCAUUCGACUGCACCAAUGACGUCAUGGACAGUACUGACGUCAACAUCCAACUGAGCGGUAGCGGCAGAAGCUGGGGCAAUGGCACACAUGGCAAGGUCGGCGUCUCGUGGCCAAAUUUCAGUGAGGGUCCGAACAACGCCCCUGAGAAGCCGUUUGCUGGGAUUAUGGCUUAUCAGGCGAUCAGUGGAAUCAUGCAUCUCAACAAUGUGACGUUCGCCAAUUUCGGCACGUCAUGCACGUCCAGCAACGACUACGCUAUCACCACCAACCCCAAAAACGAUGACUGCAUUCACCCCAUCGAGUCCCAGUCUCUAAGCUUCCUCAACGUACAGUCUGGCAGGGAGCUCUUUAUCCACAUACCUAAAGUCGGUAAAAUCAACUCUGCUGACUGCGUUGAUAUGGACUGUGAUGGCCUUAAGAAGGCCUUCAUUAAGGAUAUGGACGGAUCCCUCCUCGGGACGCCGGGGGCAGCAAUACCGCUGUCGGAGUUCGAGUGGAAUGGCGACUCUAGGAGAGGGCUGGGAGACUACCGGGUGCCCAAAGUCAUGCAGACGGCCUUGGAUGGAACCAGGAUACCUCUGGACUCUUUGGCUCCGAAUAAAGGCGUGUACAGGAACACCAACUGCGUCUACCACGACGACUGGCGAGCCUACGAGUGUCACGACCUGGACUAUGAGAUGCUGGUCAUUGAAAGCAUGGACCCAGACACUGAAACCCGAAGACUGUCUCCGGUCGCCAUUUUGGGCGAGGGUUACCUUGACCUCAUGAACGGCCCCCAGGACCACGGCUGGUGCAGCGGCUACACGUGCAGGAAGAGACUGUCCACCUUCCAGGCCAUUGUCGCAACCAAUAAGACCUUCGACAUCUACUUUACAAGCACCACACCACAAACAAGUCGUUAUCAUCUCCUCAACGCGGACUCCACGCAGAGCGUUAGACUUGGUGUCUGGUACGGCAGACCAAACCGACUUGACGUCUACGUCAACAAUGCCCAUGUCAUGCCGAAGAACGGCGAGACGAGAAACGGUCGCUUCUACUUGAGAACCGACAUGACGCCAACCCAGUAUAUGCCGGAUCCGGCAACUGACGUCAUUGGCACCAACUACAUCAGCAGAGAAGAGAAGAUGUUGUUCUUUGUAGUCACGGGAGCCGCGUUUGUUGAGGUCAGAACUGCCUCAGUGAUCAUCGUUUCCUACACGCUUCCCGCCAUGACAGUCGACGACUUCUUUGGAGAGAACCUUGUGAGCAACAUCGCCGCCUUCCUCAACGUCGACCCCCGGAAGGUCCGGAUUGUGAACGUGGUCAACGAACAGUCCGUCGGCAGGAAGAAGAGGUCCACAACAGGCCCGACAGUCAACGUGGAGAUUGGUGACGAACCUGGUGAUUCAUCGCCACUAGCCUAUUCCGACAUCCAGCAACUCGAGACCUCAAUAUCCAAUGGCGUGGCGCUGGGGACGAUGAACGUGCUUCCAAACGGCACCGUGGCUGUAUCCGUUGGUCUGAUCACUGCCACCCCUCCCGUCGACAGCGCUGCAUGGCAAGGCGUCACUGUUGACGACCAGCCGUAUGUCCUCAACAAGGCUGGAAGAAUGGCUGUACACGAGACACCAGUACCUGGCAGGGAGGAGAAGGUGUUUGAAACUCCCGUCAGCCUCAGAGUAUAUGAUGAUUCGGCCGAGCCGCUCAGUCUGGUAGGCUCAAACAGCGAGCCCUGGCAGGUGACGGCGAAUCUGACUUUGGGAGCUGGCAGUGAUCCCUCUGCCGUGUUACAAGGCACGACUACAGUGACCUUCAGUAACGGCUGGGCGAAUUUCACAGAUCUCGCCAUUUCUCGUCCUGGGUCGGAUUACUCAAUCACCUUCACAGUUGCCUCCCCUGCUGAGGCCGGUAACUUUACGACAACCGUGUCUUCACUGACAGUCCCGGCGAGACGUAUCACUGCAGAAAUGGUGUCCACGACGACUGAUCCGCUAGAGGGCGAACUCAUCUCGCUCACGUUGGAGUUGCGAGACCAGGACACUGGUUCAGCCUUGUCCGAUAUUGCAUGGAGGGGCCACACGUGGAAUGUGACGGCCUCUUUGGCAAGCGGCUCCAUCCUGAACGGCACGCUGGACGGCGUCUUCAACCCCUCGACCGGUAGAGUGGACUUCACUGACCUCUCUAUCCCAGAAAUCGGAAUCUACUACCUGUCCUUCAACGUGUGGUCAACACCGUCAGAGUACAACUUCACCGUCGAAACGUACGUGGACGUAACAACGGCGUCACUUCGGAAUCUUGUCAUCGAGAAGUCCAGCGCUUGUCAGUUCAAGUUUGACGUCACUUAUGACACUGUUCAGUCCCCGAAGGAUGCGGCGGUGUUUGCAAACACGUGGGCUAUCAGGAACAAGAACAACGCAAUCAGGGUGACCGGCGUCAGCGCUUCCCCUGGUAGCGUCAUAGUGACCUUGACCUUUGGGGGUAAGACCGUCAACGUGACGGGCAUGAUCUCCGACCUGUGUGCGGAGGUCGAGUCGAGGUCCACCAAAUACAGCUUCGGAGGUCAGAGUAUCGCCAUGUCGCCGUACAUGAUGGUUGACGGGCAGUCGUACUAUGGAAACGGGUGUGGCGCUAAGAAGACCUCUAACAGUCUACAUCCGGGUGUUCUGGCCGCCAUCAUUCUCCUCAGCAUCACCAUCGUCAUCCUCGUCGUGAUAUUCGUGGUGUGGAAGGUCAAGGUCGUACCGAAAACAAAGACGUCAUUCCACACCAAUAACAUGAAAUACCUGGGUCACGUGAACACACCAUGGCAGGCUGAAGAUUUCCUCUUCCGUGACCCCAGCAUCCUGGGCCUCAAGAGGGAGGUGACCACCCCCACCGCCCCCGCCGACACCCUCUCCACCAGCGCCCUCAGCCCCGCCAACAAGUUCGACAUGUACACAGACAGCCCAGUGUCACACUCGCGGAUCUCUAUGCCCCUCCCAGCAGAAUAA